Molecule: messenger RNA, 387 nt
Organism: Paramecium pentaurelia
Lineage: Eukaryota; Ciliophora; Oligohymenophorea; Peniculida; Parameciidae
Source: the annotation of a GenBank genome assembly
AUGGGUAAUAAUUGUUGUAUUACAGCUAUUGAUGCGACAAAAACUUAAGAAGAAAUUGUUUCUUCAAAUAAAUCAGACAGCAUCAGAAAAUCAUAGGGAGACUCAUUGCAAAUAGCUAACUUUUAAGAAUUGAUAUAGGAUCAUAGUUAAUUGUAUACAUACUAAGAUGGGGAUGUUUUAUUAUCUUCUCGUCCUAAUUCUCCUCGUUAAUAACAUGUGAUUAUCUAUUUAGAACCAAAAAUAGUGGCAGAAGAAGAAAUUAAAUUUUAGUCAGAUGCUAUGAAAGGAAUUUUAAGUGCAAGAACAUAUGAUCAAUUUUCAGAAUCCCCUUAUAGUUUUGGAAAUUGUAAAGAAAAACCUUAAAAAAAAGUCUAAUUCAGGGAAUGA